This is a messenger RNA of Belonocnema kinseyi, 3323 nucleotides long. It is a transcript of the gene Sap-r, whose product is annotated as prosaposin. Lineage: Eukaryota; Metazoa; Arthropoda; Insecta; Hymenoptera; Cynipidae. The coding region runs from base 195 to 2882 and encodes 895 amino acids. Gene Ontology annotation, biological process: sphingolipid metabolic process. Gene Ontology annotation, cellular component: lysosome. The transcript is spliced from 14 exons. The record is from RefSeq and is a predicted model, not a curated record.
AUGACAUAGCGUGUCUGCGUCUGCGCAUAUCGACAACAUUGGUCAGCAUCGGCAGACAAUAGUCGAAUAAUUUAGACGUCCUCGUACGCAUACAUGUCACGUCAUUCUCAGUUAAUAUAAAGAAUUUUAAAUUCGUCGAACAUUAUUACGUCUUUUUUGUAAAAUUUGAAAAGGAAAUUGUGUGAGCCGUGAAAAUGAAGGCGAUUUUAAUCGCGCUUUGCGCGAUCCUCGCUGUGACAACAGCAAGGGUUGUCAUUAAAGCUGAGGGACAAGAUACGCCUCAUGUUUUGGGUGCAAAGGCUUGCACUUGGGGACCUUCAUACUGGUGUCAGAACAUCACAACUGCGGCAGGAUGUAAAGCAACGAAGCACUGUAUCCAAAAAGAAUGGGAACACAUGACAGUUCCUAAAGAUACAGAUAGUGUUUGUAAAAUCUGUGAAGACAUGGUGACCCAAGCACGUGAUCAACUGGAAAGUAAUCAGACCCAAGAAGACUUAAAAUCAGUUUUCGAGGGUAGUUGCAUUUUAAUUCACAUCAAGCCUAUUGUGAAGGAAUGCAUCAAACUCGUCGACGAAUUUAUCCCAGAACUCGUAGAGACUUUGGCAUCUCAGAUGAAUCCAUCAGUUGUUUGCUCUGUUGCCGGCCUUUGCAAUUCAGCUCACAUCGACCAGUUGCUUUUGGAAAACAAAGCAUCGGUAACUGACGUAAAGGUCGAUAAGAAGCCUUUCGGCGAUGAUGAACUCGAUCCAAAUGAUUGUUCCAAGUGCUUUACAAUUGCCACCCACAUGGAACAAAAAUUCAAAAAGACGUCUCGCGAUCACUUCCUUGAACAACUUCUUCACGUUUGCGGACAAUUCAGUUCUUUCUCGGAUGCUUGCUCAUCAAUCGUUCUUACCAAUUUCGAAACUAUUUAUACUCAUCUUCAAGAUAAUCUCAAAGCUGAGAAUAUUUGCCAUCUUUCUGGACAGUGCAGUGCUCAAUUCCACAGACACGACGACGUCAAGAGCAUCGAUGUUGAAAUCCGCCCAUUGUCCAGCGUGGGAAUGGUUGAAGUCAGUGACGAUUUACCUUGCAAAUUGUGCGAACAACUGGUCGGACACUUGAGAGAUCUUCUAGUGGCUAACACAACUGAAACCGAAUUUCAAACUGUUCUCGAAGGACUUUGCAAACAGACCAAGUCUUUUGCCUCAGAAUGCAAAUCAAUUGUGGACGAGUACUACCCCGAAAUUUAUACUUAUUUGACUAAAGGCUUAAAUGGUAUCGUAGUUUGUUCAAUGGCUGGAAUCUGUCCUUCUCCCGGAAAGAGUGCUUUCAAUGGACCAAUUUGGCCGCUUUUGCCUGAGACGCCGAAAAUGAUCGCCACAAGGAUUAUGAGCGAAAAGAAAGAUUUGGAUCACGGUGCAUCUGAGUCCCUUCAUUCAGAUUCUGAAGCAGAACAAAUGCAAUUACCAAUUCAAAGAAUCCAUACUCCAUUCUCGAGUUUAGCUUUCCCAGUAAUGGAUGUCAAAGGAAAAACGACUUGUGCUUUCUGCGAGUAUGUCUUGCAUUACGUGCAGCAGGCGAUUACAACUCCAAGUACUGAGGCUGAAGUGAAGCAAGUCAUCGAUAAAGUUUGCUCGAAGCUUCCUUCUUCGGUCAAGAAUACCUGUGAAGAAUUUAUUGAUACUUACGGUGAUGCUGUGGUUGCAAUUCUCGCUCAAGAAAUUGAUCCUGCAACGGUAUGUCCAAUGAUUCACGUUUGUCCGACACAAGAGGUUAUGAAUCUCUGGGAAAAAAUCCCUUCUGAAAUGACCUUAAAAACCGAAGUCGAAGACAAACCAAGUUGUCCACUUUGUCUACUUGCGGUUACGCAAAUCUACAAUGCCAUCAAAAACGACAAAACUGAGGCUAACAUCGUCAAUCAAUUGGACAAAUUGUGCGAUCAUUUGCCGAAGAGCUUGAACGACCAAUGUUACGACCUGGUUAAAGGUUACAGCAAAGAACUAAUUGAAAUGCUUAUCGCUGAUCUUACACCCCAGGAAGUAUGUGUCUACAUUAAAUUGUGCGACCCCGAAAAACAGGUCGGCCCAGUCAACACCUUCGUUCUUGACAAAGACGGUGAAAUCAUGACGAACGAAAUCCCGAAUUUUCCACUCCAUCCAGUUAUAAAAAAGCCUGUUAAAGACGACACCGAGUGCGUAGUUUGCGAAUUCGUUAUGCAAUACAUUGAAAAAGCGAUGAGCAACAAGAAGACGAAAGAUGAGGUUGAAACUAUAAUUCACGGGGUUUGCAACCAUUUGCCCAAAACCAUUUCGCAAGAAUGCAAUCAGUUCGUCAAUCAGUAUGCCGACGUUGUUAUUGAUCUCUUGGUACAAGAAGUGAGCCCCAAGGAAAUUUGCACCAUGAUUGGCCUUUGUAGCGAUUCCCGCUUACAAAUUAAAGAAUCCGUGGCUGAAUGCGCUCUUUGUCAGACUGUCGUGUCAACGAUCGAUAAGCUUUUGGGUGAUCCAAAGGUAGACAAUAAUAUCGAAGAGAUUGUUUCGAAAGUGUGCAAAUUUUUGCCUGCAAGCAAACAAAGCAAGUGUACGAUGAUAAUGGAAGUUUACGAGCAAAGCAUAAUUAACAUUUUGAAAAAGAACGGAGACCCACAGAAAAUUUGUAGUAAAAUAGCGCUUUGCUCUUCCAAUGACUACUUGGUUAUGUCAGAAUCAAACCACAGAGUGAGGCGAUCACAGGAAAAUAUAGGAAUGAAGAAAUGCACCUGGGGCCCUUCUUUCUGGUGUGCUGAUGACAUAAAUGCGAGAGAAUGCAAAACCGAGAAACACUGUAGGGAGAAGGUAUGGUUCGCAGAGUCCGCCGCUGCAGCUAAAGAAAUGCAGAAACAGUCGCAGUCGGUCAAAUAAAAAAGAUUAGAUGAAUUACUACUGUACUUUUGACACCGAACAUCUCGAUGUCAAGCGUUUUGCAUGGAAUUUCAGCCCAUGUUUUUUAAUCUUUUUGCAUCAUGUAAUACUACUUGCUAAGUCUUUAUCGUUUAUAUUAACAUAUUGAAUAAGUAAAUACUUUUAAAUCACACUGUAGUUUCAGUUAGGAUUAAGUUUGUAAUUACGAUUACUUACAGUUUAAUAGAAGAAUCGAGACCAAAAAUGGCUUCAUCCAUUGGUUGGGGAGAGUCUGGAAUCACUCGAUUACUUAUGCAUAUUUGUUAAGCUGAAUUGAAUAUUCUGAUUAAUGAAACCCGAUUCCCAGGAAUUGGGUUUUUUUUUAAGAAAGACAAGUUUCCUUUUAGAGUUGUAAGUUAACUGUGAUAAUGAUUGAAUAAAAAUACUCGGAAAGUGAUUUAC